This is a messenger RNA of Artibeus jamaicensis (Jamaican fruit-eating bat), 1182 nucleotides long. RefSeq names its product coiled-coil domain containing 51 (gene CCDC51). The transcript has 3 exons. NCBI's taxonomy places the organism in Eukaryota, Metazoa, Chordata, Mammalia, Chiroptera, Phyllostomidae. Bases 73 to 951 code for a protein of 292 amino acids. The record is from RefSeq and is a predicted model, not a curated record.
GAUCUACUGAGUGGCGAGUGCCCCAUUGGUUUUGCAGCUCGGCCCCUCGGCGGGCAGGCAGAGAAAGCGUUCAUGGUGGCGCGGGGGCUUGUCCGCGAGGCCCGGGAGGACUUGGAGGUGCAGCAGGCCAAGCUGAAGGAGGUGAGAGACCGCCUGGACCGCACCUCCAGGGAGGAUAACCAGUACCUGGAGCUGGCAACUCUGGAGCACCGCAUGCUGCAGGAGGAGAAGAGGAUUCGCGCCGCCUAUCUGCGUGCUGAAGACGCCGAGCGCGAACAGUUCUCCCUCUUCUCUGCGGCUGUGCGGGAAAGUCACGAGAAGGAGCGUGCUCGGGCCGAGAGGACCAAAAACUGGUCCCUCAUCGGCUCAGUCCUGGGGGCCCUGAUCGGCGUGGCUGGCUCCACCUAUGUGAACCGUGUGCGGCUGCAGGAGCUAAAGGUCUUACUUCUGGAGGCGCAGAAGGGGCCCAUGAGCCUCCAGGAGGCCAUUCGAGAACAGGCGUCCAGCUACUCCCUCCAGCAGAGGGACCUUCAUGACCUCAUGGUAGACCUAAGGGGCCUGGUACAAGCUGGGCCAGGGCAGAGCUCUGGGUCCCAGGCAGGUGCUUCCCCUGCCCGAGACAGGGGCCCAGAUGCUCUUUCAUCCGCCCUGAAGGAGCAGCUCAGCCAUUCCAGGCAGGUCCAUGCCUGUCUAGAGGAUUUACGAGAACAGCUUCAUGGUCUGGAAAAGACUUUCAGCCAAACGGCUGGGGCGCUUCAGCUCGCAAAGGCUGCAGACAGGGCUCUGCCCGGCUCCACGCUGGAGCAGGGGAGCAUGCUCGUGGCGCUGGAGGACGUGGAGCAGAGGCUGGAAGCCCAGGUCAACCGGAACACCAUCUACAGCACGCUGGUGACCUGUGUGACGAUUGUGGCCACGAUGCCUAUGCUCUACAUGCUGUUCAGGGCCAGCUAGCCCCUGGACCCCGGUCCAGAGGGUUGGGGGUGUGGGUGUGGGCGUAGCGGAGGGUCUCAGCAGGCAGCGAGCCUCCUUUGGGGACACAGCCUCAGCUGGAGUCUGAGUGCGGUCUGCGCGGCCCACCAGCAGACACACUGGCCUUUUAGGCAGUGCUCAUUUAUACUAAUCGUGGAAACUUUGUGCUCAUGUCCAAUUAAAAUGUCUUUGAGUUUGUGUUAUUUAAAGUAA